GCGCGGUCGGCAGCGAAUUGGAAGGGGGCCCUGUGGGGCUGGCAGGACGGGAGGGAGCUGGCAUCAUUGACAGUGGCUUCAGUCCCACUGGGAGACGGUGAGGCUGAGUCAGUCAGUCAGACACCUCCCUCUCUGGGGGAUAGUGCCAGUUAGUACGAGCACAGUGUCGAUGCUCACCCAGAUUUCCGUCCGCACACAUACACUCGCACCCCAGAGAAGGAGUGGCAGUUAGCUUCGGCCGUUGGUUGUCUCAUGCUCUCGUUCUUAUAUCGGUCGUGAAAAGAAAUGUGUGCAGCGCCACGAUCUUAUCAUCAGAGAUAACGCUGCUGGACCUACUACCAGAGUGUAUCAGAAGUCAGGUUGAAAAUUGCAGAACCUAUUUACUCUUCACCUCAACAUUUGCGUUUUUUGUGUCUCUGUGCAUCCCUGUUUUCAGGGAACAUCUACAAAUGACAGAAACAUUCACUCACAAGUUGACAUAGGCGGGAUUGAACGAAGGCGAGAACAUUGAACUAGUCCACAGAUAAUCUUGCCUUGCUGCUGAGCGCAAACCUGGUAUUCCUGUGUGACAUUUUGCUGAAGGAAUCAUGCCAGCGUUAUCAACAGGAUCUGGAAAUGAUACAGGUCUGUAUGAAUUGUUGGCUUCCUUGCCAACCCAGCUGCAGUCACAUGUGAACAGCCAGGAAGAUCUGACCUUCCUACGGGAUAUGUUUGGUGAAAAAAGCCUUCAUUCACUAGUGAAGAUCCAUGAAAAGCUGCAACAGUAUGAGAGACAGAGCCCGACACCCAUUCUUCAUAAUGUAGCCACUUUGGCAGAUGAUCUCACUGAGGAUCUGCACAACACACCAAUGAACAGUGAGAUCAGAGAACUGGUGAAGCUACUAUCACAGCCCCACCUCAAGGCUUUACUGUCGGUUCAUGACACAGUGGCUAUGAAGAAUUAUGACCCUGUAUUGCCCCCUAUGCCUGAUGAUCUUGAUGAUGAUGAAGAUUCAGUGAAAAUAAUUCGACUUGUUAAAAACAAAGAGCCUCUGGGAGCCACAAUACGAAGAGAUGAAAGCACUGGUGCUAUUGUUGUGGCAAGAAUCAUGCGAGGAGGAGCUGCAGACAGAAGUGGUCUUAUCCAUAUUGGAGACGAGCUGAAGGAAGUUAAUGGAAUUGAGGUUGAUGAUAAAAGACCUGAGGAAAUCAUUCAAAUAUUGGCCCAGUCACAAGGAGCAAUAACUUUUAAAAUAAUUCCUGGCAUUAAAGAGGAGACUCCAACUAAAGAAAGCAAAAUGUUUGUCAGGACUUUAUUUGAUUAUGACCCUAAUGAGGAUAAAGCAAUUCCAUGUAAAGAAGCUGGGCUCUCUUUCAAGAAGGGAGAUAUCCUUCAGAUCGUCAGCCAGGAUGAUGCAACCUGGUGGCAAGCCAAACGCGAAUGUGAUGCCAAUCUGAGAGCAGGACUAAUUCCUUCAAAGCAGUUCCAGGAGAGGAGAUUUGCACUUCGAAGGCCUAUAGCAUUUGUUCAGCCACAAAGGAAUUCCAAUCGACGAUCAUAUGCUGAAUAUGGUGACCUUGUCAGUGGAUUCUAUAUAGCUGGUCUCAGAAGAAGUUUUCGACUGAGCAGAAAAGAUAGAAAGACUAAUAAAUCUAUGUAUGAAAGUAAAAGAAGCGAACAGUACGAUACAGCAGAUGUACCAACAUAUGAAGAGGUUGUCUCUUACCAGCAUCAACCUAAUGAAAAGUACAGACUGGUAGUGCUUGUUGGCCCUCCAGGAGUUGGGCUGAACGAGCUGAAAAGGAAAUUGCUGAUCAGUGAUUCACAGCACUAUGGUGUAACAGUUCCAUAUACAACAAGGCCAAAAAGAAGCCAGGAAACUGACGGAGUGGAAUAUCAUUUUAUUUCCAAGCACUUGUUUGAGACAGAUGUACAAAAUAACAAAUUCAUUGAACAUGGAGAAUACAAAGGGAAUUUGUAUGGAACAAGUAUAGAUUCUAUUCGACAUGUAUUGGCUAAGAAUAAAGUGUGCCUGUUGGAUGUACAAUGUCAUACAAUAAAACAUCUGAGGACAUUGGAAUUUAAACCAUAUGUAAUAUUCAUCAAGCCACCAUCACUUGAACGCCUCAGAGAAACCAGAAAGAAUGCAAAAAUCAUUUCAAGCAAAGAUGACAAAGGCUCUGCCAAACCAUUCACGGAAGAAGAUCUUCAAGAAAUGAUCAAAUCUUCAGAACUAAUUGAAGCCCAGUGCUCUCAUCUCUUUGACAAAAUCAUUGUGAAUGAUGACCUUGCAAUUGCUUACAAAGAGCUGAAAACUACUUUAGAUAAUCUGGAGAAAAACCCUUUCUGGAUUCCAGUCAAUUGGCUACAUUCAUAAAGGCACAAAAGGGAAUAAUAAUAUUGAUAGUAACAUAACUGGACGUUGUUUGGAAACCUGGUAAUAUUGGUCAUUCCCGGAACAGUGGAUGGUGCUUUGAAGUAGAACAUUGCCACUUUUUGUUGCACUUUUAAUGUUCAAUAGCAAAUGAUGUUACUUUUGCUACUUGCAAGCUUUCAUCUACCUGAAAUGAGCAGUGCUAAAAUAUUUUCACUACUUGGGGAAUAAACAUAGACACUUUCUGGUUUUGCUACUGAUUAUGACCUUAGGAGGUGACAGGGAUUUUAUUUUUUAAAACACUGAAAUAUAAGUGUAUUUUAGUAAAUUGUAGGUGAUAUUCGUUUUAAGUGAAAACACAAAUAUAUGGUCUAGGUUGCUGAUUAAAAAAAAAUGCAGUGCACCCAGGCAUGGUGUAUUGGUGGUUCUGUCUUAGCAUGACAUUAGAACCAGAGGAAUUUGUGUGUGUCUUGUACAAUAAAAGGAAUUCUAGUGAAAUAUUAUAUACAAAGAGAAUUAUCUGGAAAAUUUGGUGUUUGCCAUGUUAAUAAUGUGGUUCAUAAUCGUAUUUUAAAAGGUGUUGGUUAUUAAUUCCUGUACAAAACCUGGUAUUAAAUCAUGCUCAACAUUCCAUGUAAAUUUACCUCACUAAUUUGUGUUGAUAAUGGCACCAAGUGGUGCAUUGUAGUUGUAUUUUGCUAGGUGAGAUACAUAUGGUUUGUAAAUCAGAGUUUUAUUAUAUGUCAAGAAUCUCACAGAUAAAAAGUUGUACUUCCUUGCUUUCUUUUGAAAAAAAAAUUCCUAGGUAUCCCAGAUUAAUAAAUUACCAAACUUAAUUUUUCAGUGGUGUUUUUAGUGAAGUGAGCGGUUAUGAUAUCCCAAGCAGCUCUAUGAAAAUGUUAUUCGGUUGUAAUGUGCAAUUUUAAGUGAAUUUGAUGUACUGCAGUAUCUACAAAUAUUAAAAUC
Molecule: messenger RNA, 3320 nt
Organism: Hemiscyllium ocellatum (epaulette shark)
Lineage: Eukaryota; Metazoa; Chordata; Chondrichthyes; Orectolobiformes; Hemiscylliidae
Gene: mpp7a
Product: MAGUK p55 scaffold protein 7a
Exons: 19
Coding region: 588-2357 (589 amino acids)
Biological process (GO): protein localization to adherens junction
Cellular component (GO): plasma membrane; cell-cell junction
Molecular function (GO): protein binding
Source: RefSeq, a predicted model, not a curated record